This is a messenger RNA of Labeo rohita (rohu), 673 nucleotides long. It is a transcript of the gene uqcrh, whose product is annotated as cytochrome b-c1 complex subunit 6, mitochondrial. Lineage: Eukaryota; Metazoa; Chordata; Actinopteri; Cypriniformes; Cyprinidae. The record is from RefSeq and is a predicted model, not a curated record. Gene Ontology annotation, biological process: mitochondrial electron transport, ubiquinol to cytochrome c. Bases 122 to 394 code for a protein of 90 amino acids. The transcript has 4 exons.
ACCGUCUCUCUUCGCAUGAAAGUCUUUAAGCGCUUACAACUUCCGGAAAGUGUCACGCUGUCCUCCAUCGGCGCAUAUCACCGUCCACAGAGGGUCAAAUCGGGAAAACUUACACGAAAUCAUGGUGUUCGAAGAUAAAAUGAUCACGAAUGGAGAGCCAGAAGAGGAGGAGGAAGAAGAAGAGGAGCAGGAUUUGGUGGACCCAUUAGAGACAGUGCGUGAGAAGUGUGAGCAGACGGAGCAUUGCGUUCACACUCGUGAGCGGCUCGAGGCGUGCGAGACACGGGUCGGCUCUCGCUCAGAGACAACAGAGGACUGUACGGAGGAGCUCUUUGACUUCCUGCACGCUCGUGACCACUGUGUGGCCCACAAGGUUUUCCAGUCAAUCAAAUAAACAGAGCAUCUCAGCUCUCAGAUGUCUGCUUAUAGAAAUACAGUGCUCGGUUAUUUAUAAGGUGUGAUUUCUGUCCCAGAUUCAACUAUUCUCCAUAACCCAUAGGUUCUUCAGAUUGUCAAUUUUGCUGAAUUGUGACUAAAGUGUUAAUAACUGUGCUCUGUUUUCAUCUCUCAUGUGUCCUCUGUUGUUGAGUUCAGUAAAGAGGUGAUGUUGAUACAGAAUUUGGGUUUAUUGCUAAUGUCAAAUAACAGAUAAACAAUAAAGAAGAAAAGACAA